UAAACUUAAAAUGGGGGGAACUGGGAAGGAAAGAAAGCUGGAGAAAAUUGGGGUCGAUCUGUUGUGGUGUUCUACAGAGUAGAGACUGCAGGAGUGUAGGCGUGGAGUGGAAGAAAGACGACGACAUGGAGAAGAUUUGCGUAGCAGUUCGAGUAAGACCUGCCGUCAGCCAAGAAGUCCCGAAUGGGACUUUUUGGAGGGUGGAAGACAAUCGGAUCUCGUUGCACAGGCCUCUUGGUACCCCUGUCUCUGGUGCUUCUUAUGCUUUCGAUCAUGUUUUCGAUGAAAACUGUACCAAUGUCAAGGUCUAUGAUCUUCUUGCCAAGGACAUCAUUCGAAGCGCUGUUGAAGGAUUCAAUGGAACUGCCUUUGCGUAUGGACAGACCAGUAGUGGCAAGACUUUUACCAUGAAUGGUUCUGAAAAUGAUCCGGGAAUUAUUCACCUAGCUGUGAAGGAUAUAUUCCAAAACAUUCAGAUGCAAAGUGACAGGGAAUUUUUAGUUCGAGUUUCCUACAUGGAAAUUUACAAUGAAGAAAUCAAUGAUCUUUUUGCCCCCGAGAAUCAGAAGCUUCAAAUUCAUGAGAGCCUGGAGCGGGGAAUCUUUGUUUCAGGCCUGAGAGAGGAAAUUGUGAAUGAUGCUGAACAAUUGCUUAAACUCAUUGAAGUUGGACAAGCUAAUCAGCACUUUGGUGAGACAAAUAUGAAUGCUCGAAGUAGCAGAUCCCACACCAUAUUCAGGAUGGUUAUUGAAAGCAAAGGCAAAGAUACAAUUUCUUCUGGAGAUUAUUCGAGUUCAGAUGCCAUCCGUGUAUCUGUCCUGAAUUUGGUUGAUUUAGCUGGAUCUGAGCGGAUUGCAAAAACUGGAGCCGGUGGAGUGCGUUUGAAGGAAGGAAAACACAUUAACAAGAGCUUAAUGAUUCUUGGAAAUGUGAUAAACAAAUUGAGUGAUGGUGGGAAGCAAAGGGGGCAUAUUCCAUAUCGAGAUAGUAAGCUUACUCGGAUACUGCAAUCUGCUCUUGGGGGUAAUGCUAAAACAUCUAUCAUUUGUACAGUAGCACCAGAAGAGGUUCACAUAGAGGAAACAAAGGGAACUCUUCAGUUUGCCAGUAGAGCUAAACGCAUUACCAAUUGUGCUCAAGUCAAUGAGAUCCUGACUGAUGCAGCCUUAUUAAAGCGACAAAAGCUAGAGAUAGAGGAACUACGUAAGAAACUUCAGGGAUCUCGUUUGGAGGUUCUGGAGCAAGAGAUCUUGAAACUGCGUAAUGAAAUGCUCAUGUAUGAAAAAGAACGUGAAAACCUUGCAACGGAACUCGAGGAUGAGAGGAGAUCACAUAAAGAACGAGAUAGGUGUUUCAGGGAACAACAGAUGAAAAUAGAUAACCUUAGUAGCUUUGUUACAUGUUCAGAACAUGCUAGUAACUCAGUUCAGUGCAGCAGUGAGCAUUCUGUUCCACAUAGUGGAUUAGGCCUUGAGAACUGGGGGAAGUUUUCUGUAACACAAAGCUUCAAGGAAGAAGAAAGCCACAGGAGAAUAUCUGCAGAUGGUUUUAGGACACCUUGUUUUAAAGCGACUCCUAAUGCUUUCGUUGUAAAGCGUUCAAAUUAUUCAAAGUUAUCUGAUUCUAGCCCAGUGCCAGAUAACUUUUGUGAUGUUGCGGACGAAGACAUGUGGUUGAAGCUGAACAAAGGCUUUACUACUGACCUUGAUUCACUCCAGAUUACUCCUAGCAGGAAACCACAGUCAUUGCCAUCAAGUACUGUAUCUCCUGGUUAUUCCAUUGAUUAUUUCAAAGAGGAGGUUCAAAACUUGAAGAGAAAAUUGGAGCAUACUAUUGAUGAAAAGAAUGAACUUGAGAGAGAUCAUGCUAAACAACUACUUCUGAACGAUCAGCUGAUGAGGGAGAUGUCUGAACUUCAGCAAGAAUCAUCAUUAAUUCGAGAAAUCCCACAGAAAAUGUGUGAGUCUGUAUCAAACUGCAAGGAUAUUUAUAAAGAUGUUUUCUCAAUCAUGCAGAGUUUUGUAGCUGAUGAAAGGUCAAUGGCUUCGAAAUUACUUUCAAGCACAAGAGAGAUUGGUAUAACCCUCUUCUCCACUUUAGAAGGCCAUUUUGGAAUGGCUACUGGAGGUUACAAGGUUGUGACUGGGGAGAGUUCUUUAACUGAAGAGCAACAAAAAGUGCUUCUUGAGCGUUUAAGUGACACAAUUACAAAUUUGGCAUCUUUGGAAACACUAAAUGUUGAACAAAAGUAUUUGAGGACUGCAGCAUGCACCAGCGAAUAUGAGGGACCAUCUACGGGAGGGGUUAAUGCCACUUUGGCAGAGAAGUUUGGCAGUGAUCUUAACACAGUUACAGAGAAAUACCAGUCCCUGGAUAAAGAAUUUCAUUACAAUAGCAAGCUCUUGGAGGCUUCUAUUGAAAGAUGCCAUAGCUUGGAAAGAGAGUGCAAUCUAAUGAAAGAGGAGAAGGCCUCUUUGGUUCAGAAACUAUCGAAAUCCUCACAGAAACUUGCGUUGGUAACCGACCAGAAGGAGAACGUCUUGAACGAGUUGAACUUAGAAGUACAGAGGAGGAAGGAUCUUGAGAAUAAGGUAAAGCAGUUCAACCAGGAUUUCACUCAUCAACGAAGAAUCUUCAUGUCUUUCCGUAGUGAGUUAAAAUCACAAAUGGAGAAUUUCAAAGCCCAUACUCGUGCUCCAAUAUCAAAUCUGCUUGGAUAUUGAAGAAAGAGGUAGGUAGGUGCUUCUUUUAUUUUGUCUACAGUAGAGGUGCAUUGUGAUGGCUUUCCGUAACUGUUGAUGAACCUUGAAUCUCCUUUGUUCAAGGAUGGUUACGUGAGGCUUUCGGUAGUUUAUCUAAAAUUGAAUUAUUUUGUUCCUUCCUAUCUGUUGGUGUAUCAGUGUAUCAUCAUUGAUGAUGCAACGUUGACAUGUUGGUUUGAUCUGGUCCUACAGACAUACUCGGAGUAUUGUUCAAUCGGUGCCUGCCCUGAGGGUGAUGUCUUACUUACCUAGCUUUUAUUAUGUUGAUAAUUCAUUAUCCAAAAACGGAGGAUAAAUAUUAAUAUUAACUUAAAUACUUCUGUAAAAUGAAGCACCAAUUAUGUUAAUUAUUCACCAUUAAUCUGGUACACUGAAA
Messenger RNA from Macadamia integrifolia, 3138 nucleotides. RefSeq names its product kinesin-like protein KIN-7N. Gene Ontology annotation, molecular function: ATP binding; microtubule motor activity; microtubule binding. Lineage: Eukaryota; Viridiplantae; Streptophyta; Magnoliopsida; Proteales; Proteaceae. Gene Ontology annotation, biological process: microtubule-based movement. Bases 126 to 2723 code for a protein of 865 amino acids. The record is from RefSeq and is a predicted model, not a curated record. The transcript has 19 exons.